CAUUGUCGAUUUUGCUUAAUCAAAACGUAAUCAGUGCUAACCCGUAUUAUCAAUCUUUUUCUUGAAGAUUGCCUGAAAACGGACCGGAAUUUCAAAUUUUUGACGCCGGAGUUUCUCAGGACUGCGGAGAAAGGAAAAGGACAGGAUACGAGCGUCUCUGUGUUCGUGUCGUUGUGAAAAAGUGAAUGAACGAGCUGAUUUAGGGAAUUGGAGGAGUUUGAGGAAAGUGAGAGAUGGCGUUGUUUCGCAAAUUGUUUUAUAGAAAACCGCCCGAUGGAUUGCUCGAGAUCUGUGAGCGAGUUUACGUUUUCGACUGCUGCUUUACUACUGAUCCAUGGGAGACAGAAAAUUAUAAAUCGUACAUAGGAGGGGUUGUCGGUCAACUUAGGGAUCACACUCCUGAAGCUUCUCUGUUGGUGUUCAAUUUCCGUGAGGGGGAGACGCGGAGCAUGAUGGCUGAUGUUUUGUCCGAGUAUGAUAUGACCAUAAUGGAUUAUCCUCGGCACUACGAGGGGUGUCCAUUGCUCAAGAUGGAGGUGGUCCACCAUUUUCUCAGAUCAUGUGAAAGCUGGCUUUCACUUGGACUGAAUAACUUGCUACUAAUGCAUUGUGAACGUGGUGGCUGGCCAGUGUUAGCUUUUAUGCUGGCUGCACUCUUGAUUUACCGGAAGCAGUACAGUGGGGAGCAGAAGACCUUGGACAUGAUCUACAGGCUGGCUCCGCGCGAGCUUUUGCACUUGUU
Messenger RNA from Carica papaya (papaya), 742 nucleotides. Lineage: Eukaryota; Viridiplantae; Streptophyta; Magnoliopsida; Brassicales; Caricaceae. The record is from RefSeq and is a predicted model, not a curated record.